GAACAAUCGUCUCUAGUGACAGUUCCUCCCGUUAACGACGUAGCUACAUCAAUGAACAAGCCAACUACGCACGAAGCUUUUCAAGCUUUGCGUACCUCACCAUUCGAACCGAGCUUAGUACAGCUAUCACCAAUUGAGUCGGUGCCUACGUAGGCUACAUAUAUACUUAGAAUUCAUCAAGGUGGCCUCAUGGCCUAAGCGCCAGAUACCCUUGCGCCCUAAUCUCGCGACCAUCAUGCUGGCCGAUCACGAUGUUGAAGACGAAACUUCAUACUUCGACGACCUUACGAGGGAAUGCAAUGCCUUCAGGAUCCUACUCAUCGGUAAAUCAGGAUCUGGAAAGUCGACACUAGUGAACGAAGUGUUCGAUUUCGAAUACGAAGGAAGCACCACCAGUGACUAUUCCGUUGGCAACCACGAUAUAAACCGCCCGAUUCUCUCGUCAGCAAACAGGUCGCUCAUUCUCCACGAUAGCAAGGGUCUGGAAUCUGGCUCAGAUAAGAAUUUAAACAUCGUCAAAAGGUUCCUUAACGAUCGCAAGAAUGGACCAGUCACAGAUCAACUCCAUGCCAUAUGGUACUGUGUCGAAAUUCCUCUCGGAGGGGAGCGUCUAUUCGAAGGUGGUGACUUGGUACUUAUGGAAUACUUGAAAUCAAGCUCAGUUCCGCUCAUUGUGGUUUUUACUAAACUGGACAAGCUUCAGUUUAGUGAACGUAUGAGGUUGCAGAAGGAAUAUACCUCCAAUGGCCAGAAUAGCAAAGCCAUGCGCAAUGCUAAAGAACAAUAUGUUGCUGCUGCCGCAAAGAAAUAUCAAAGCUCAUGCGUUGACGUACUUCAAUCGCCCAAGAUUCCACAGGCGUGGUCGCAUUAUUGUGCUGUUUCAAUGAAACAGUCUCAGACAAUCAUAACGCUGAUCGAGCUGACCAAGUCGCUGCUUGAUAGCUCAGAGACACUAGAUGUUCUGUUUUCUCAGGCGCAGAUGCCCGAUGUGAAUUACAAAGUGAAUCUAUCCUUGCGGGCAGGAAAGAACAUGUACAGGACGGGGAUGUUCGCAUCUGCGUUACCUUUGAAAGGGAUUCGAAAGGUCUCUCUGUUGAAGGUGCUCAGCGUCAUACAUUCCGACAUCGUCCGAGUAUGGAAUCUUCAGGACCCCGACGAGAUUUUGCUUGGAGCAAACAUGCGAACCAUGAUCCGUCGACUUUUCGUGGAACCUCUGAUACUCCCGACAUUGGAUGGUGCCGCCGCUGCCUCGGAUGGCAACUCUGCGCAGAUUAUCGCAAGCAUAGCUGGGGCUUGUUUUAACCCAGCCACUCUUAUCGCCCCUGCUGUAAACAAUGCAGUGCAGAUUCUGGAUGACAUGGCAGAUACCGCGCCUUCUGCCGCACGGGUCUUGAUGGCGUAUAUCAUCGACUUGACCCUAGGGAUGGAAAGUCUUUAUUGGUUGGUCCGCCGCAAGGACGGCAAAACCGCCAGUGAGAAGGACGUCAUUGAGGCUUUCAGUCACUACCACGUGUCUGAGAGUCGAAAGGAAGCACACAAGAGAAUUCGCAACUUCAUAGGCGACGAGAAUAUCUUCUUGUCGGUCCAGCGAGAGAAGGUACUAUCCAAGGCAGGGGAGAUUGUUGGGAAAUGUCGCAUUAAUCCUAAGAAGAUGUUCAAGGGCCGUCAAUGACAUUGAAGUACUUAUGUCCCGUUUGCGUUCGAAGUAGAAACAGCCAGAUGAACGAAUUUACAUGCUCGACUUGAGGUUCAAGGGAAAUCACCGACUCGAAUUAAGAUGAGGUUGAGUAGGUUGCGCUGGGCCUCUGGGUUUACCCCAUCGGCGGUUUCGUGGGGAGCUAUUC
Messenger RNA from Suillus subalutaceus, 1844 nucleotides. RefSeq lists its product as uncharacterized. The coding region runs from base 236 to 1672 and encodes 478 amino acids. Gene Ontology annotation, molecular function: GTP binding. The record is from RefSeq and is a predicted model, not a curated record. NCBI's taxonomy places the organism in Eukaryota, Fungi, Basidiomycota, Agaricomycetes, Boletales, Suillaceae. The transcript is spliced from 13 exons.